This is a messenger RNA of Eruca vesicaria subsp. sativa (arugula), 501 nucleotides long. Lineage: Eukaryota; Viridiplantae; Streptophyta; Magnoliopsida; Brassicales; Brassicaceae. The record is from the annotation of a GenBank genome assembly.
AUGGAACGUGCGGCGAUGGAGGAAGCCCUCUCGGAUGUUAGGGAUGCAAUGUUGAAAUACACUAAUGUUGCUGACCCAACAGAAAAUGCGGCUAGAAAAGAGAGAAUGAGACAAGCUGAGGACCAAGGCGAAUUUGAAGAAGCUGCAGCCCUAAUAGUACAAGCUGCUAUCUCAGCAAAUAUGGAUCUCAAUGCCCAAAAAAUCGAUGAAACUGAGUCCCCUCUUCCUAGAAUCCCUUCAUCACAAAGACUUGGUCCAUCUCCAGAGAUUUUAUCUCAGGACGGAGGUGUGCAAAUUGUCGAUAGUAAUUCUCUGUCUCCCAGAAUCCCAAUUGCUCUGAGACUCAGCUUACCUGAAACUGCUCUAAACUCCCCAUUAGCAAUUGAAGGAACCUCAAAGCCAACCACCAAGCGCAAACCGAGAAGACCACCAGGAAGAAAAAACAUUCAAGGUAGCCCAAAAACGGUGGUUGGUUCAAGCUCAAAAAUGAGGAAAGUUUAA